GCUUGCCUUGCCUGCUGCCUCCAUGUCGUUCAUCCCAGGCUACUCCUCAGGCGAAGACGACGGCCCUAUAUCGGCCACCCAGGAUGUCUUCGGGCUCACUUCUCUUCCUGCGGCGAAGAAGCCGCGCAUUGACGAGCUCAGUGCAUCAGGGUCUGCCCCCUCUAUUGCCCCGGAUGCCGCGCCAGAUGUACUGGCAGAGGACCCUUUAAACCAAACAUCUCUGAUUACACGACCAACAGACACGCGCAUGAACGUGAACAUCCCGUACAAUGACAUGAUACUGCCCCUCCAAGGGCCCGAAAACCCCUUCGGAGACCGCGACCGUUUCCUCAACCAGAACGCGCUCGCUGGACAUGUUGAGGAGCAGGCCAUGACAGAUCAUUCUUUCCGACAGCAGCACCUCACACACGCCAUCCUCGGUUACUCCGCCAAUCCGUCUGUGGAUCCCAACGCCCCGGCCGUCCUCGGCUCGCUCCAGAAGGCAGAGGCGAACAACUUCGCGACCAUCGGCGCAUUAAAGGCGCCAAAGAAGGAGAGGAUGGAAUUGAAGCGGAAGCGGAAGCCGAAGGGCGAUCUCGAAGUUGUGGACGGUGAUGGUGCCUACGAAGGGCCGUGGUCGAGGUGGGAGAGCGACGAGCCACAUAACCUGCUGCUCGGCGAGGAGGUGGCUGAGGAGGAAGAGGAAGAGGAAGAGGAAGCGCCAGAGGAGCCGGUGCAGAUGAAGAAGGCGAAACCGAAGCGCGGCGCGCCGGGGCUGGAGUCGUCCGUGUUCCAUGGCAAGUCGAUGUACGACUACCAGGGCCGGACGUACAUGCAUCCCCCCAUCGCAGAGGCGCCGCAGCUACUGCAGGAGGCGGGCUCACAAGAAUCGUUCAUCCCGAAGGUUUGCAUACACACAUGGACGGGACACACGCAGGGCGUAUCGGUCAUUCGCUUGUUCCCGAAUACAGGCCACCUUCUUCUCAGCGGCUCCAUGGACACGAAAAUCAAGUUAUGGGACAUCUAUACCCACGGCAACUGCCUCCGCACCUUCCAUGGUCACAUGAAGGCUGUCAAGGACGUGACGUUCUCGAACGAUGGCCGCAAAUUCCUAUCGUGUGGAUACGAUAGGCAGAUGAAACUAUGGGACACAGAGACCGGGCAGUGCUUGAAGCGGUUCAGCAACGGCAAGAUUCCAUACGUCGUACGGUUCCAUCCGGAUGAGGACAAACAACACAUUUUCCUCGCGGGUAUGUCGGACAAGAAAAUCAUUCAGUACGACAUCAACACCGGCGAAAUUACGCAGGAAUACGACCAGCACCUGGGCCCGGUGAAUACCAUCACGUUCGUCGACGAGAAUCGACGCUUCGUCACAACCUCCGACGACAAAACGAUCCGAGCAUGGGACUUUGACAUCCCAGUGGUCAUCAAGUAUAUCGCAGAACCACACAUGCAUUCGAUGCCCGCGGUAACCGUCCAUCCAAAUAAGAAAUACUUCGCUGCACAGUCCCUUGACAACCAGAUCCUCGUAUACAGUACGGAUAACUUCAGGCAGGCACGGAAUAAGCGGUUUGCGGGACAUUCCGUCGCGGGCUAUGCCUGCCAGGUCGGGUUCUCACCCGACGGGAAGUGGAUAAGUAGCGGCGAUGGCGAGGGGAACGUCGUGUUCUGGGAAUGGAAAACAGGGCGAAUCAAAUCACGUCUUAAGGCACAUUCGAAGGUCGUUAUCGCACACGAGUGGUUGCCUCACGAGACGUCGAAAGUCGUGACGGCAUCUUGGGAUGGCCUGAUCAAGCUAUGGGACUGAACGGGAAGUGCGUGUCAAGCAUGCUAGCCCGAAUAGAAUGCGCCGCUGGUUCAAGAUAAUUCCGUCCGGCUCAGAAACGCACCUUAUAUAACUGUCCUGGCCAGGAGUAUAGAGUCGGUGGAGUGGGUUCAAUUGAUAUGCUAACAUCUCGGCGCGUGGUGACGCUCACCGAAAACUGGAAGGGUUUUGAAAGAUGUUCGUGCUCCCCGAGGUGCUUGACAUGCUUGUGAUGUCCAAGUAGGAGGGCAUUGCCGUACCAUUGUGGCCCUCCACAGCACGUCUGUUACGUUUGUUUGAUGAACGUGAAACAUCUCACAUACGUUGAGAAUUCGAGAUUGAACCCGAGCCGGACAACGUUAUGGAAAGGCACGCUUGCAGCAUGUUCCCGGAUGCGUAUGACCCUCAGUUCAUGUUCCGCG
Messenger RNA from Laetiporus sulphureus 93-53, 2205 nucleotides. Its product is annotated as pre-mRNA splicing factor. The coding region runs from base 23 to 1786 and encodes 587 amino acids. The transcript has 7 exons. Gene Ontology annotation, molecular function: mRNA binding; protein binding. NCBI's taxonomy places the organism in Eukaryota, Fungi, Basidiomycota, Agaricomycetes, Polyporales, Laetiporaceae. Gene Ontology annotation, biological process: mRNA splicing, via spliceosome. The record is from RefSeq and is a predicted model, not a curated record. Gene Ontology annotation, cellular component: catalytic step 2 spliceosome.